Stylophora pistillata is the source of this 928-nucleotide messenger RNA. Its product is annotated as ryncolin-4. Lineage: Eukaryota; Metazoa; Cnidaria; Anthozoa; Scleractinia; Pocilloporidae. The record is from RefSeq and is a predicted model, not a curated record.
UCUCAUCAUGUCUGCUUUACAAAGUUCUACUUCACUGCUAAGUGUGGCACUUUUGAUUACGAUUCAAGUUUUAUCUUUAACUCGUGCAGCCCCGACAGUGCACAAAAACAGCAUCCAUCAAGGAAACAGAAACGAGAGAGCCAAGAGCUGUGCUGAGCUUCAACAAAGAGGUCAAACAAUCAGCGGUGUUUUUACGAUCGACCCCGAUGGCUCAGGUGCAUUUGAUGUGUAUUGCGAUCAGACAACGGCCGGUGGAGGUUGGACAGUAUUCCAGAGGAGAAUGAAUCGAUCCGUUAAUUUCAACCGCACUUUGGAGGACUACAAACGUGGCUUUGGCAAUUUCCUCAUCGGGGAAUUUUGGCUUGGACUUGAGAAGAUCUACCGUCUGACACGAAAUGGGACCGAAAACAACUUACGAGUGGACCUUGGAGUAAAAGAUAUCAAGGCUAUUUUUUACGCUGAGUACGUUUCGUUUGGCAUUGGGGAUGAGAAUAGUAGCUACACACUUAACCUGGGAAAUCUUUUGAGUAAGACUGUUGAUCAAGACUCUCUUACCUACUACAAUGGCAAAAAGUUUGUCAUCGCUGAUACACUGUGUGGUCCAGAGAGUCCGAAUUCAGGAGGCUGGUGGUUCGAGGAAACGGCGUGUGAACAUUUGAACGUAAACCUCAAUGGUGCCUAUGGGAAAAAUGAAAAUGGCAAAAUCCAUUGGGCAAAACUAGAUAAGUCCAGCGGUGCUAAUCUUGGUAGCACUCCCUCAACAUCUGAGAUGAAAAUUAGACCAGUCAAAUGUUCUUAAAGCUAUCUUAUUCAUUAAUUCGUCCACCAAUAAUUUGUUUUUCCCAAAGAAAACAAAAUUCGAUGUCACAGGGUAAAUUCCUAGCUCUUCAAGGGUAAUUUUUUGAAAAUAGAUUGCUGAACGAUCUCA